UAGCAAGAGUAGCUAGAGAAGUAGAGAAAGGAAAAUUAGGUGUUCAAGCCCAAGUUAAGUAUGUAAGAGGAACCUGGAAAGAAAUCACAUCUAAUGUCAAUACCAUUGUAGCAGAUUUAACUUUUCAAGUACGUGCACUUGCACAUAUUUCUGCUGCUGCAAUUGAUGGAGAUUUUACUCAAAUUAUUACUGUUGAUGCAUCUGGUAAAAUGAGUCCAUUUAGAACUAAAAUAAAUCAAAUAGUAGAUAAUUUAAGAGAAAAUUUUCAAAAAAAUAUUGUUGCAAGAGAAGAAGCUGAAUUAGCUAAUAGAAAAAAUAGAGGGCUUUUUGUAAAUAUGUCACAUGAGAUUCGCACUACUAUAAAUGGUAUUGUAGAAAUGACAACUUUGACACUUGAAACAGAGUUAACACAUCAACAACGUGAAAAUUUAACAAUAGUUAAUUAUUUAGCUAAUUCAUUAUUGACACUUAUUGAUGAUAUCUCAGAUAUUUCAAGGA
Messenger RNA from Entrophospora candida, 498 nucleotides. The record is from the annotation of a GenBank genome assembly. Lineage: Eukaryota; Fungi; Glomeromycota; Glomeromycetes; Entrophosporales; Entrophosporaceae.